AUGGCACAAAAAGAUAGAAUAAGUGAACUCUCGAAAGAUGUACUUGACAAGAUUUUAAGCUUCUUGCCGAUCCAUGAAGCUGCUAGAAUGGCCGUUUUGUCUACCUUUUGGAGAGAUAUUUGGUUCAGUCUUGCACAACUUCACUUUGAUAGGAGGUUUUUACUUCACAUAUGGAAAAAAUAUUCCCAUGCUCACAGUGAUAUCAGGACCCAAAACGUACAAGAUAUGAAGAAAAACAUUAAUAUGGACUUAUUUGCUGCUUUGUAUGUUGUCAACAAAGUUCUCAUCCAGCACAAUGGACUUAUUCGCAAAUUUGUCUUUGAUUUUGCCUUUUCGAAUAGGGGGGAAACAUUUAGGUCUCGGUCGUUUGAUUUCGAUCAAUGGCUCCUUUUUGUCACACGAAAAUGUGUUGAAGAAAUACACCUUAGUCUAAUGCCAAAAGAUCAAUACAGUCUGCCGAAUUGCAUAUUUUCUUGCCCAACACUAAGGGUAUUGUAUGUUUGUGGAGUCUCUAUUGGACCAAUAAAUGACCCUUGCAUAUUACCAAAUAUCACUUCACUAUGUUUUAAAAAUGUUGACUUUAAUCCUAGAGAUUAUUCAGUUGAUUUUCCAGUUGAUGUUCCUAUGCUCGAGAAUCUGUCAUUUGAGAGUUGUAGUAACCUUCCUGAUUUUAACAUUACUGCUCAAAAACUUCAUAGUUUAAGAAUAGACUCUUGCCCAAAAUACCAACUCCCUUUUCACUUGGACUUGGGAUCUAUUCGUACUCUUGAUUUGGAUUAUUCUUCUAUGGAGGGUUUUGUUAAUGAAUUUACUGGAAGGGGCUUACAACAACCACUUGCACUAGAUGUGGAAUAUCUGAUGUUAUCAACUAAAUACCAUCGUCAUUAUUUGAAAGAUGUUUAUUCUGCAUUCAUUCAGUUGCUUCAAAUAUGCCCAAAAUUAUGCAAGCUUGAUAUAGAUUUAUCGUUGUCCCAUGUUAUGCCAAAGCUUUCGGACGAAUUACAAACUAUGACUCAAACACAUACAAUGCUUCACACACUGAAGUUGGACAAAUAUAUAGGAAGCGUGGAUGAAAUGAUUUUCAUUGACAGACUACUUGCUUGCUUUCCUGCACUCGAGAAGGUUUUCAUUCUUCGUGAUGAGGAUUCAGGGGACGAAAAAUUAUUUGAAAAUAAGGAUCUGUGA
This is a messenger RNA of Ipomoea triloba (trilobed morning glory), 1185 nucleotides long. RefSeq names its product F-box/LRR-repeat protein At3g59200-like. The transcript has 4 exons. Gene Ontology annotation, molecular function: protein binding. NCBI's taxonomy places the organism in Eukaryota, Viridiplantae, Streptophyta, Magnoliopsida, Solanales, Convolvulaceae. The record is from RefSeq and is a predicted model, not a curated record. The coding region runs from base 1 to 1185 and encodes 394 amino acids.